This is a messenger RNA of Drosophila bipectinata, 1766 nucleotides long. RefSeq lists its product as uncharacterized. The record is from RefSeq and is a predicted model, not a curated record. Lineage: Eukaryota; Metazoa; Arthropoda; Insecta; Diptera; Drosophilidae.
ACUAAGCAAGUAAGUGUUUUGGUUCGGACCUACAUUACGCCCCGGCUGACCCCGCACUGGUUUGGCGACCCACUCAGAACGGGUUGUGCGAUUUUCGCCCAAAACGAAAGUAAGUUACGCCACAAGUAGCUCCGACUCGGCAGACGCGGCCCUAUAAAGACCUGGUGGCCGAGGAGUGGCCCGACCAUUUGGCAGACACUCGUCGCACCCAAUGGACAGUCUACUGCCCACCUGGACUCUGGCGCUGGCCCAUCUGCUGGUCUGGGGAGUGGAGGGGGCGGCGGCGCAUGGCUUUCUCGAUGGCGAACAGCGCCCCCUGUGGAUCCUGGAGGACGGACUGGCCAAGCGGCAGCGUUUGGAACGGCCGGAGGAGGACUACGCCACCACCACAAGAGAGCCGGCACAGGGAGCGUUCAGGAGGCAGGGCAGGGGCGGCCUGGGAGGCCACGAGCCGGCAGCCAUUACGUUUUUGGUGCGGCACGAGGACGAGUCCAGACCACUGUCGCCUCCUCCUCCGGCUCGGCCUCCCUCCCAGUCGCAGCGACGCUUCAUGAUGCCCCGCCGCCUACAGCUGCCCCACCAGUACGUGCAGCCCCAAAAGAAGAGCCAGCCGUGGCACAAGAGCCAGCGCCGGGAGAGCCGGCGCCACCUGCCCGUCUUCGACAAUGGCCCGGGCGAGAACUCGCUCCGGCCGGUCGGAGGCAGCCACUACCCGGUCUUCGUGUACAACGGCACGCGCGGCGAGCUCAUCCUGAACACGAUGCUCAGCCGGCGGAGGUAUCCCAUGCAGGAGCCUGUGCCCGGGCAGGUCCUCUACCCGCCGUCCACGCCCAUGUUCCGGCCCAAGCCGAUUGUGGAGCGUUUCCGGCUGCCGGGCCAGCGGGAGGUGAUGAACCUCACCCUGAUUCCCUUCUACGCCCACGAGGCUAUCGCGGAUCCCAACACCAGGCUCUCCUCCACCCAGCAGCCGCCGCCGGCCACGCCCACGCCCCUUUUCGAGACCCAGCUGCCCAGGACCCAGGAGCUGGCGCAGUCCAGGCGACGGCCCAAGAAGGCCAAGCAGUACGAGGCCUUCCACUCGCCCCAGGAGGUGAUGCAGUGGCAGUCGGUGCUCCGCCGCUCCACGGCACACGGCAGGCACCACCCCAAGAGCAAUCAUCGCCACUACCCCAGCGAGGAAGUGGACCUCCAGGAAGACAACUCGAUCUCAGCCUCGGAGUCGGGCUCGGAGGAGGCUCCACAGGAGGAGGAUCCUGAGGGAAAGCCGCACUGGGACGAUCUGGAGGAGCAGGAGGCCACGGCAACCGAAUCCUCGACCAGCGAGGGCCCCUUCCAGAUCGUCUACCUGGACGAGAGCCUGGAGCGCCCUGUGGUGGACUCCCCCACCAGCACCACCACCCCCAGCCCCCAGGUGCUGCCCCUGCGCCAGAGCUCCCGCUACGCCCUCAAGAAGCAGUACUACGCCUUUCCGGUCUACACCCUGGGCAAGCUGCUGCAGACCCAGAGCCCCGCCGCCAAGCCAGUGCUGGAGAAGACCGAUCGGGCGGUGGGGAACUCGGAGGAGAGGGAGCUGCCCAGCAGCACCUGGUUUAUCCUGAACUCGAGGUCAGUAUUUGGCAGACAGCCUUCCAUGUCGUACUCACACCUUCCGGUAUUCCGUUCAAGGUACAAGGGCCCCCACUACCGGAGGCUGGACAACCAGACGAAGUACUACACCUCCAAGUAUGUGGGGAACGCCUUCAGGCCCCGCUGAUCGCUGGAGGAGA